AUGAAGAUUCAAAUCAUUAUUGGCAUUAUUCACCAACCCCAACUCACAAAUUAUUGGAAAAAAGAGCAUGAAUUAUUUGGGUGUGAAAGAGUUAAACAAUUAAUGUCAAGAACACGAUACUAUCAAGUAAAAAAACAUUUCUAUGUCGAUGUAACAUUUUGGCAAUAUUAUUUUUCAAAAACAUUCCAAAAGUAUUGGGAGCCUGGUACUCAUGUUACAGUGGACGAAACCGUGAUCCGAUUCAAGGGAAGAUAUCUUUUUCGACAGUAUGUCCGAAACAAACCAAACUCUACUGGAUCGGAUAAGGAUAACCCGUUCCCUGCAUAUGAUACCAAUAUUUCAGAGUCGGAAGAACAAAUCGAGUCCCACAUGGUUACUGACACUCCUGACAACACGAGAUCACGUCAGACGAGUUUGACCUCAACCACUGCCACAUCUACAUCCACAACCACAACCACAACCACAACCACAACCACAACCACAACCACAACCACAACCACAACCACAACCACAACCACAACCACAACCACAACCACAACCACAACCACAACCACAACCACAACCACAACCACAGCCACAACCACAACCACAACUACAACUACAACUACAACUACAACUCCAACUCCAACUCCAACAUCAAUUCAACAACAAUACAACUCUGUUAUGUCGGUCAGAUAUAACAAUUUAAAACAAGAAACAACCAGGGCAUUAGAAGAGAUCAAUAACAAAGUAAAGUUUUGGGUCCCAACUCUCCCAACAAGACCAUCGGAUAUUGUUAUCUUCCUGACAGUGACUUGUUUUGAUGAUCCAAAGAAGCAUGUGGUUUAUGCUGAUCAAUAUUAUGGAUCUGACAAACUUGCUCGGUAUUUUAAUGCCAAAGGUUGGAAAAUUGGCGAGACUAUUGGUGCCACAUCUAACUCACCAACACAAUAUAUUAAAAAUUCAACUACAGGAAGAGUAGUAGAUACACGACCGGAAAUGAUACAAGCUUACAAUAUUCAUAAAUGUGGUGUGGAUAAAGCAGACUCAAACUUAAAUCGAUUUUUGUCUAAGAAUAAAAACCACAAAUAUUCUCAAGCGGCUAUGUUUGGAAUUCUCAGUAUGGCUAUUUCAAAUGCUUGGAUCAUUUACAAAAAGUUGGGCACUACCCCAGAACAAAAAAAUAUUAUUAAUUAA
Messenger RNA from Cavenderia fasciculata, 1176 nucleotides. RefSeq lists its product as uncharacterized. The record is from RefSeq and is a predicted model, not a curated record. NCBI's taxonomy places the organism in Eukaryota, Evosea, Eumycetozoa, Acytosteliales, Cavenderiaceae. The transcript is spliced from 5 exons. Bases 1 to 1176 code for a protein of 391 amino acids.